Molecule: messenger RNA, 1017 nt
Organism: Fulvia fulva
Lineage: Eukaryota; Fungi; Ascomycota; Dothideomycetes; Mycosphaerellales; Mycosphaerellaceae
Product: Sphingolipid long chain base-responsive protein PIL1
Exons: 3
Coding region: 1-1017 (338 amino acids)
Biological process (GO): endocytosis; eisosome assembly; negative regulation of protein kinase activity
Cellular component (GO): plasma membrane; eisosome filament
Molecular function (GO): lipid binding
Source: RefSeq, a predicted model, not a curated record
AUGCAUCGCACAUACUCUAUGCGCCAGUCGCGUGCGCCAACUGCGUCGCAGAUCCAGAACCCACCGCCUCCGUCGUCGUCGACCAAGGGCGGCCGUCUGUUCGGAAAGGCCAGCAUUGGCCACACCUUCCGAAAGUCCGUCCAUGUCGGUGCCUUCGGCCCAGACCUCGCGAAGAAGCUCUCGCAGCUGGUGAAGAUGGAGAAGAACGUCAUGCGCUCCAUGGAGCUGGUCGGAAGAGAGCGCAUGGAGGUUGCACAACAAUUGUCGAUCUGGGGUGAGGGCUGCGACGACGACGUUUCCGAUGUCACCGACAAGCUCGGUGUGCUCAUCUACGAGAUUGGUGAGCUGGAAGACCAGUUCGUCGACCGCUACGACCAGUACAGAGUCACCAUCAAGAGCAUCCGCAACAUCGAGGCAUCCGUUCAGCCAAGCCGAGACCGCAAGCAGAAGAUCACCGACCAGAUCGCUCAGCUCAAGUACAAGGAGCCCAACAGCCCAAAGAUUGUCGUGCUCGAGCAGGAGCUUGUCCGUGCUGAGGCCGAGUCGCUCGUUGCCGAGGCCCAGCUGUCCAACAUCACUCGCGAAAAGCUGAAGGCUGCUUUCACGUACCAGUUCGAUGCUCUUCGCGAGCACAGCGAGAAGAUGGCCAUCAUUGCAGGCUUCGGCAAGCACUUGCUCGAGCUUGUUGACGACACCCCAGUCACUCCCGGCGAGACCCGCAAUGCUUACGAUGGCUACGAGGCAUCCAAGGCCAUCAUCCAGGAUUGCGAAGACGCUCUCACCAACUGGGUCGAGCAGAACGCAGCUGUCAAGUCCAGCCUCUCUACCCGUGCACGAACCUUGUCCCAGCGCCGCCGUAACAACGCCUCUGGCCACGACCUCUCCGGCCAGGACGCAAACAUGGACCGUGAGUCAGGCCUUUGGAUCCCAGCCCAGCAGCACCAGGAUGGCGAGUACGAUGAGGAGGAUGCUUCGGUUGAUGCUCGUGGCCGCGAGGAUGAGCGUGUCGCAGCAUAA